GAUGUCUGCCAACAGAGUAACUAAUACUUCAUUGUCAUUAACUUUACCGAUUUCCUGCCAGAUCUGCUUAGGAAAGGUUAAGGAACCGGUAGUUUGUCCGAACCAACAUGUAUUUUGCUCUCCUUGUCUUGAUCUAUGGCUCCGAACAAACCGUUAUUGCCCGACAUGUAGGACACCGAUUAACCACGAACAACCUUGCAAGAAGAUUUUAGGAAGUAUUGAUCUACAAGUGAACUCAGACUCAGUCACAAAAGCUGAGCUUCGGAGAACUAGACUUGAACUUAUAAGGAAGGAAUAUGAGGAUGACCUGGCAGCUUUACACAAUACUAUUGAAAGACUCAARGUAGAGAACAAAAGACUUCAUGAAAGACUAUCAGAACAAGAUAAAACCAUAUCAGCAUUACAUCUAUCGAUAAACCAUCAAGGUAAAGAUGGYGGUGGCUCUAAACCACCUACACCUGACCUAGACAUGCUACUCAAACUAACCUCAAAGCUACAAGAAGCAAGUGUUACAUAUGAACAACUGAAAGCUGAUAUGCAGAAGACAAGCCAGGACAAUAAGAGAUUACAAGAUGAAAACGACAACUUAGUAAGGGAAGURGGAAGAUUAAAAGAUGAGUCCUCGUUUGCUAAAUCACCUCAAAGGUUCAGUCACUACAGCAUGGCCGCCAUGCAGACMAAGAUAUCUCAGUAUGAAAAAGAAAUACAACAGUUAAAGAAAGCUCUUACAAGAAGUGAUGGCUAYAUUGAUGAACUGAACGCUAGAAUCGAGGGUCGAACMCCGGAUGGUCGUGAAAGAGCGUCUUCAUCAGCUGARUCAUGCCCAAAGCAGACAUCGACUAUAGAUGGUUCACGUCGCAGCUCUAGUGUKUCACUAGAAGGUGUUAAUGCUAAUAGUAGUUCACCACAGCAACUCGCCGACAACGGUGAAGAUAACGAAGACUCCAUUGCUGACUAUGAUCGACCAACAAUGGUGAACGUAACUAGUUUUCAGCCCGUCUCGUCAAGUCUGACCGGCACCACUAGCCAAACAACAGCUAACACGGACGACAUACUGGCUGCACCGCUUGCAGACGCGGCCAGUGCAAUAGAGGCUGCAGAUCAUUGGUUGAAAGCUGCGUCGAGUAAAACYGAGUCRGCGACUGGCAUAACUCCYCCUGAUGUAUUCUAUCCUGGUAGUGAUCUGGCAUCACAUCGCUUAGAUGCAAAGCUUGGAAUUGGUAGUACAGGGGGGGUUGAACGCUUCCCUGCCAGUAGGCAACUAAUGUUACUCAGUGAGCGAAUAUCUAGGCAGAGGGAAACGACAACUAAACUGGACUGUGUCCAAGGUGCGCCAUCGCCAUCWAGCUCAGACGGGGGGAAGGUUCCACUGCCUAAAACACUUGACUUCUCAGAUAUGAUGGGUGAAACCGGCUCGAUGAAUGGGGACUCUCCACGACUCACUCCAAGACUUGAUCGUCUUUCACCCAAUAUCUCAUACGACGCRAGUAACUCRCUCUCAGCCAUGGCAUCAUGUGCGUACACGAAGAUAAAGAGUGAAUGUCAAGAUCCUUCUGAUCCUACCUUGCAAGCAAAACGUGUCAAAUUGGAGAAGGAGGAGUCGUCAGGAUUCCAGUAAACAUGACUUUUCCUGGAAAUCAAAGAUGUGAGUGUAAAUUAUAGUAUAAAUAAGUGUUCGACACCAUAGACGCUCUUUGAAACUGCACCACUUUUAUCUAAACCAUCGUAUGCAACUUGCGCGUCUAACAUACGUACACAUGCAUCACUCAAUUUAUAAAAAGAUGAAAUCGUAUGGUACUUUUACCCUAAUGACGYUGGCGAGCUGCAAUAUGGGAUUGACGAAAGUAGAAACCAUGUUUCCGACAUGUUGUAUACAUUCAUUUUAAUUUUCUUCUAAAGCUUUUCGACAAUAGAUGAAGUAAAUUUCGCAAAGAAACUUCGUCAAACGUAGUUUUUUAUAGACAUUCUCCAUCUUGAUUCUUGUAUCAAUACCAUGAUGCACUUGGAUAAAACACACAUGACGUCAUUAGGGAARAUACUAUUGCAUGUCGGGAAGGUAGGUAAAAGUCGUGUAGUAGAAAAGAGCCUGACCAUACGUCUUAUCAUUGUAGUACAUAGAAUAUUAAAUUAUUWCAAUUGUUGUAGUUAUUUCAAAAUGUAAAUUAUAGUAACUUUACGAUUUGCGUUUGGAUAUAAGAUUGGAAAGUACGUAUAUAGGUAAAUGUGCUCUGUUUAUUAGUGGCGAAUUGACGAUCUUUUAUUAUAGAUUAAUAGAGAGAUUUAUUAUUGGUUUAAGAAGUCAACAUAUUGUACUAGUAACACUAUCAAUGGAACUAACACUAGAACCAGUACGUCACAACUGCUACCACAACAACAAUCCCUACAUUAUCACUACACAUUGUCACACAUUACUAAAUGAUGUAAGGCUUGUGAUUCACUACUUCACACACUAGUACUAGCACUACUACCAAUGCUAAUGAUACUAUUACUACUGACACAAGCACAACU
Exaiptasia diaphana is the source of this 2508-nucleotide messenger RNA. RefSeq names its product RING finger protein 219. The transcript is spliced from 6 exons. The coding region runs from base 2 to 1618 and encodes 538 amino acids. Gene Ontology annotation, biological process: regulation of DNA replication; protein monoubiquitination. Gene Ontology annotation, molecular function: ubiquitin-protein transferase activity. NCBI's taxonomy places the organism in Eukaryota, Metazoa, Cnidaria, Anthozoa, Actiniaria, Aiptasiidae. The record is from RefSeq and is a predicted model, not a curated record.